This is a messenger RNA of Glycine soja, 843 nucleotides long. RefSeq names its product TMV resistance protein N-like. The transcript has a single exon. Lineage: Eukaryota; Viridiplantae; Streptophyta; Magnoliopsida; Fabales; Fabaceae. Gene Ontology annotation, biological process: signal transduction. The coding region runs from base 234 to 611 and encodes 125 amino acids. The record is from RefSeq and is a predicted model, not a curated record.
GAUUUUCCAUAAAGUUGAUAUGUCCAAAUAUUUUUUGUAAGUGCGGUGUAGAACGUAUGUCACGGGUUAUGCAGAGCCAAAGGUUUUCACUUCUAAGAAAGAGAGGAAACAGAGAGAUUUUCCAUAAAGUUGAUAUGAAUGUUUGGUAUAAAUGUAAUUAACACUUAUCAGUUUCAUAUUUAAUUUGGAGACCCAACAAGCAGCCAUCCACAUUCAUACUAAGAUUUCUUAUCAUGGCUUCGGGAUCACCUUCCUCUUCCUCUUCCUCCAAUUACGAUGUGUUCCUCAGCUUCAGAGGGGAAGACACACGUCUUGGUUUUACUGGCCAUCUCUACAAAGCUCUUCAUGACAAGGGAAUCCGCACUUUCAUUGAUGAUGAGGAGCUUCAAAGAGGGGAGGAAAUAACACCAGCACUUAUGAAGGCAAUUCAAGAUUCCAGAGUUGCCAUCACUGUGCUCUCUGAACACUAUGCUUCUGUUAGCAUAUCAGAGGCAACAAGCAUGGCAUCAGGAAACAAAGACAUGAAGCAGAAGAAAGUACAGGAGGUGCAGAUAGCAAAGAAGCCCAAAAGAAAGGUUAGAAGGCCAACUUACUUGAAGGACUACGCGUAAGGGUAAAUUGGGAAGCAUAAUCAGCCCAGAAAUCACCAUACACUGCUUGAUUGUAGCUUGUUCCCCAUAGUUAGACAAAGAUAACCGUAUAGAAUAUUCUGUAGGCAGAAGAGUACAAAUUCUGUUAUUAGAAACUCUUAUAUAUAUAUCCAUGUAAUAAUCAAUCAGGCAUAUAUGAAUACAACUUUUCCUUGCAUAAAGACAAGAAAAUAUAUUGAUUAAGUUAAACAUA